AUGAAUCAAAAGAAUAAACAAAGUGCAUUUUCUUCAACCAUUAUAUUUAUAUUAUCAGGUGUUAUUGCAUUAGUAAUUGCCUGUGUUGGUUAUUUGUUCUAUAAAGCAUCUCUUUUCACACAAUUAUUAGAUCAACCUAUUCCAUAUGUUCCUGAUGAAAAACUCGACUCAGUUCUUAGAAGAUAUACCGAAGAAGAAAAGCAUAAAGAGAUAUUACUGAUAUACGGACCUCCAGGUGUUGGAAAAACACGUGGAAUCCUCGAGUUUUCUCAAAAAUACAGAAAGGAAGGCAACUUAGUGAUUGACUUCGACUUAAUUACAUACUCGAACUAUGCAACAGAAAAAGAUUUGAUAGAUCACAUUUGUACAGCGAUAAUUCAAGCAUUUAGAGAGAUUGACGGUACGCCAUUCAAAGCUGCAGCCCUUAAGGAUAUCCUUGAUCGCGUUGCUUCUACAACAUCUUUUAUCGCUACGAAUAAAAUCGGAAAACAUUAUUUCCUCGGUCUCAUUCGUGAUCCUCUUCUCCAGAGAGCUGCAUCAUAUCUUAUCUCCGCUGUUGAAACUUCCACAGAAAAAGGCGCAAAUCUCAAAGCAGCAACUUUAUACGAAGCAUUAGAGACUUUGAACGAAGCUCUUCAUUCAUUAAUCGUUAUCCAUGAACCAUACAAACUCUACCAGACGGAAGAUUGCAAGAAUUACUGCGUAGAAACAACACAAUUCUUCAGCAAAUUAUUUGCAAGUUCAGAACGCGCAUUUACAACAGGUGUUGUCUUCGAUGUUGCCAACCAGACAAAGCUUCCUCUUUUCCAUAAGCAGGGAAUCAGAUUCGUCCGAGUUUUGGAAUUUUCACAAGAAACAGGAUCAAACGCUCUUUACAACAUUUUCAGAGCACCACAGUUCAAAACAAUAUACCAGACAUUCGGCGGAAUCGGUCUUUACUUCGCACGUGUCAAUGAAUUACUUUUGAGUGGAUAUACUCUAAUUGAAGCUCAAAAACUUCUUCUUGACGACAUUAAAUACAAAGUUACAAAGGUUAUCAACACUGCUGAAGAUCAGAAAGCAAUGAAAGAAGUGUUGAAGACAUUAGUUCAAAAAGAUCCGAAAAAUUCAAACGCUCCUGAUAAAAUUAGAGAAUCUCUUCUUGCUGAGGGAUUGUUCUACUACUCCAAUGAUAGCUUGGACACUCUGAUGCCUUCUUCUACUGCAGUUGUUACAGCAAUCACUGAUGUCCUCAAAAUUUCAAAGAAAACAGCUGCAAAGGCAAAAUAA
Trichomonas vaginalis G3 is the source of this 1269-nucleotide messenger RNA. Its product is annotated as P-loop containing nucleoside triphosphate hydrolases family. NCBI's taxonomy places the organism in Eukaryota, Parabasalia, Trichomonadida, Trichomonadidae. The transcript has a single exon. The record is from RefSeq and is a predicted model, not a curated record. The coding region runs from base 1 to 1269 and encodes 422 amino acids.